AUGGCUCUCUCUUUUCCUAGUAUGUUCUCCCUCGAGGGCAGAACAGCCGUGAUAACAGGAGCAACAAGAGGCAUAGGCGCCGCCAUGGCCGUGGCACUGGCCGAAGCGGGCGCAAACAUUAUCCUCAUCCAACGAGACGCCAGCAACACGACCACCAAGACCGCCAUUGAAGGCCUCUCCCCACCACGCACCGCAACAAUUUACACCGCAGACAUGUCCUCUCCAUCGGACGUCUCAGGCGUAGCCACCAAGAUUUUGGGAGAUGGCCACGACGUCUCCAUCCUCGUCACCAGCGCGGGCAUCCAACGGCGCCACCCGGCGCACGCCUUCCCGCUCUCCGACUGGGCCGACGUCCUCCAAGUGAACCUGACGUCCGUGUUCACGCUGUGCCGUGACUUCGGGGCCUACAUGCUCUCCCGCGCCGGUCACGGUCCGCACAAGGGUUCCAUCAUCAACAUCGCCAGCCUGGUCAGUUUCUCUGGCGGGGUGACGGUCCCCGCGUACGCGAGCGCCAAGGGCGGCAUCGCGCAACUCACCAAGGCGCUGAGCAACGAGUGGGCUGGCAAGGGGGUGCGCGUGAAUGCGAUCGCGCCGGGGUAUAUCGCGACGGAGAUGAAUGAGGCGCUCAUCAACAAUGAGACGCGCGCGAGGCAGAUCCUCGAACGGAUCCCCAUGGGGAGGUGGGGGACUCCGGACGAUUUCAAGGGGCCGGUGGUGUUUCUCGCGAGUCCCGCCAGUGGGUAUGUUAGUGGGGAGGUGUUUGUCGUGUGA
Messenger RNA from Cladophialophora yegresii CBS 114405, 771 nucleotides. Its product is annotated as 2-deoxy-D-gluconate 3-dehydrogenase. The transcript has 3 exons. Gene Ontology annotation, molecular function: oxidoreductase activity, acting on the CH-OH group of donors, NAD or NADP as acceptor. The record is from RefSeq and is a predicted model, not a curated record. Bases 1 to 771 code for a protein of 256 amino acids. Lineage: Eukaryota; Fungi; Ascomycota; Eurotiomycetes; Chaetothyriales; Herpotrichiellaceae.